AUGGUGAUAUCCAAUGGGUACCCAGCUGGAGACUGUGUUGUUCGACAGGCACGACCACCUGCUCGAAGAUGGAAGAUCAACCCAGUGGAUGGCCCAGAAAAGAUUCCGUUCCACUUACCUUACAUGUCUGAUGAUAUGAGCACAGCAGUACGGAGGUGUCUGCGAAAAGCGGGUCUUCAAAACGACGUGGGGGUUGUGGAAAUACCAUCAGCAAACCUCAAGUGUCAGCUGGUGCGUAUACAUGCGUCAUGGAGUAGUGUAUCGUAUUACGAUUAUACAGGGGGAACGGCACGCCCACUGCGUGUUCGGAUAAUGGAGCAUCUAGGUGGACUCGCAAAAUCUAAACUCUCCACCCGUUCGGAGCACACCGUAGAAUAA
Necator americanus (New World hookworm) is the source of this 378-nucleotide messenger RNA. RefSeq lists its product as uncharacterized. Lineage: Eukaryota; Metazoa; Nematoda; Chromadorea; Rhabditida; Ancylostomatidae. The transcript has a single exon. The coding region runs from base 1 to 378 and encodes 125 amino acids. The record is from RefSeq and is a predicted model, not a curated record.